Phycomyces blakesleeanus NRRL 1555(-) is the source of this 201-nucleotide messenger RNA. RefSeq lists its product as hypothetical. Lineage: Eukaryota; Fungi; Mucoromycota; Mucoromycetes; Mucorales; Phycomycetaceae. The transcript is spliced from 2 exons. The record is from RefSeq and is a predicted model, not a curated record. The coding region runs from base 1 to 201 and encodes 66 amino acids.
AUGCAAAGUCGUAUUUUCCCUGUUUUGCUGGCGACUGGCGUUGGUAUUGCCACUGGUGUCUAUGUAUUCCAGCCAUUGUUGAAAGAAUACGAAGCCGAAACCAAUGGAACUUGGAUAUUGCCUGGAAAUGAGCAAACCACAAAACCUUUUGAAAACAAACCAAGAGUACCUGAACAAAAAGAAAGCACCGAAAAAGAUUGA